Molecule: messenger RNA, 1060 nt
Organism: Oncorhynchus keta (chum salmon)
Lineage: Eukaryota; Metazoa; Chordata; Actinopteri; Salmoniformes; Salmonidae
Gene: msrb3
Product: methionine sulfoxide reductase B3
Exons: 8
Coding region: 398-1060 (220 amino acids)
Biological process (GO): response to oxidative stress; protein repair
Cellular component (GO): cytoplasm
Molecular function (GO): peptide-methionine (R)-S-oxide reductase activity
Source: RefSeq, a predicted model, not a curated record
UAGGCAUUUCCCACUAUAGUGGCAAGCUGCAAAGUCGAAAUUGCCAUAAAAAUCGUGAAAAUGUAUGAAAACGUCAAUUCGCUUUUUGCUCUUCAUUUAAGCGUAGGUCAGGCACACGUCUAGGAGUAUGGUUAAUGUUGGCGUCGGUUUUGAAAUCCGAUUUUUAAAUAAGAUAAAAUUGUAGAACUUCCGGGUUUUGCAGCUUGGCCAUAUAGUGCCAACCCCUCAGACAGGCCAGCGGCGUGUUCUCCGUUUCUCUCGUGUCACUGAGUUGUGUUCACACGGACACGGGACGGACCGCCCGUCUGCCGGUGGGUUGACGAUCUGCGUCACUUUGUUGUCUCUGCUACUUUUUACAGCUUGGUCUGUCUUUCUCUGAUCGUGUGCCUGCCCUGCCAUGGCUGUCCUGCUAAGGCGUGUGGGCCGUGUGGCUCUACAGUUGUCCCUGAGACAGAACAGGACCCCCCCCCAGAAGGCCCUGCUGCUUGCCACUCUUCUAGGAACCUGCCGGACCAAGAAGACAUGGCCCAAGUCCUUCUCUCAGGAGGAGCUGAAGAAACGUCUCUCCCCCAUUCAGUUCCAUGUCACCCAGGAGAAAGGAACAGAGAGUGCCUUCAGAGGGGAAUACACUGAAUAUAAAGAGGAUGGGAUCUACACCUGUGUCGUCUGUGGCUCCCCGUUGUUCAAGUCCGAGACCAAGUUUGACUCUGGAUCAGGUUGGCCUUCCUUCUAUGACCUGGUGAAGGAGGAGUCAGUCACUGUAACAGAUGAUUUUGCCUACGGGAUGCACAGAGUUGAGACCAGCUGUAGUCAGUGUGGUUCUCACCUCGGACACCUGUUUGAUGAUGGCCCCAGACCCACAGGGAAACGAUACUGCAUCAACUCUGCCUCUCUGGGCUUCCAGUCCGCCUCAGCCUCUAGCCCACCCAGCAACGGAGCUGGGGCUGGGGCAGGAGCUGGGGCUGGGGCUGGGGCUGGGGCUGGGGCAGGAGCUGGGGCUGGGGCAGGAGCUGGGGCUGGGGCAGGAGCUGGGUCUGGACUCUCCCUCCUGGCAUCCUGA